UCCCGCCCCGUCCCGUCCGUGAGUCACGGCGGGCGGGGGCUGCCGGCGCGGCGGAGCACCGCGGGCACCUCCGAGCCAUGGCCCCGGCGCUCGUCCUGCUCCUGCUGCUGCUGCCGCCGGGACAUGGCGGGGCUGCCAGACUGGAAGAGAAGCUCACCCAUGUUGAGAAGUACGAGAGGGUGAUACCACACAAGGUGCUGGUGCCUCGGGGGAAGAGGGACCUCUCUGCGGCAUCGAGCAUCUACCCUGACCGUGUCCUCUACAGCAUCCAUGCUGAAGGCAGGGACUACCUCCUCAGGCUGGAGAAGAACAAGGAGCUGUUGGGGCAGCACUACACUGAGACGCACUACUUGGCCGAUGGCACAGAGGUCACGGAGAAGCCGGAUGUUCAGGACCACUGCUUUUAUCAGGGCCAUGUGCAAGGACACGCCAACUCAGCGGCGAGCAUCAGCACCUGCGGUGGGCUCAGUGGGUUUUUCCAGGUGAAUGGGACCACAUUCCUGCUGGAGCCCCUGGAGGCGGAUGCUGCUGGCCUGCAUGCAGUAUACAGAGCAGCUCACUUGCGGGGGAAGCGUGGCACAUGCCGGGAGACUGGUGCCACCCUGGAAUAUGACCAUGAGCCAAAAAUCCCUGCAGCCAUGAAGCUCCACCGCUGGAAAUCGAUUCCAUUACACAAAGGCCCCCGAUACGUGGAGCUGGUCCUGGUUGUGGACAACGAGGAGUUCAGGAAACACAAGGACUUGCGCACGGUUCAGAACCGCAUGAAGGAAAUCGUGAACCAUGUUGACAAGCUUUAUCAGCCUCUUCGCCUGCGGGUUGCCUUGAUCGGCCUGGAGGUGUGGAGCUACAAGGACAAGAUUGUGGUCAGCCCCAACCCAGAGGUGACGCUGGACAACUUCCUCCACUGGCGGGAGGCAGAGCUGCUGCGGAGGAAGCCUCAUGACAAUGCCCAGCUCAUCACGGGCAUAGACUUCCAUGGCACGACUGUAGGGCUCGCCAAGAAGCUGGUGAUGUGCACCAGGGACUCGGGUGGUGUCAACCAGGACCAUAGCACAAAUCCCAUUGGUGCCGCAUCCACCAUGGCUCACGAGAUGGGGCACAACCUGGGGAUGUCUCACGAUGAAGACGUGGCCGGCUGCCGCUGUCCUGUCCCCAAAGCUGAUGGAGGAUGUGUCAUGGCAGCGAGUGUUGGCUUGGUUUACCCGAAGCUGUUCAGCCGCUGCAGCGAGCAGGACAUGUGGCAGUUCCUUGGGGACCCCAGGACCAGUUGUCUGCUGAACGUCCCCAGGGCAGAUGAGCUGUACGGGGGGCCCGUGUGCGGGAACCAGUUUGUGGAGCGGGGAGAGCAAUGUGACUGUGGCGUGCCAGAGGAGUGCUCCGACCACUGCUGCAACGCCACCACUUGCCAGCUGAGAGAGGGAGCCGAGUGCGCCCGGGGGGAAUGCUGCCAGGACUGCAAGGUGAAGGCUGCUGGUGUGCUCUGCCGGGCCAGCAAGAACGACUGCGACCUGCCCGAGCACUGCACCGGGCUCAGCGCUGAGUGCCCAGAGGACGUGUUCCAGGAGAAUGGCAUCUCCUGCCACAAUGGCAACGGCUAUUGCUACAAUGGGGCCUGUCCCUCGCAUGGCGAGCAGUGCCGCGCUCUCUGGGGUGCAGAGGCCCAAGUGGCUCCUGAUGUCUGCUUUAAGCACAACAGCGAGCAGCACCUUCACCUCCACUGCCUCACCGAGCAUGGGAAGCGGCCCUGCAGCCCCAAGGACGUGAAGUGUGGCACACUGCUGUGCCUGAGCGACAACACCAGCCCUGUCCUUGGCGGUGGCUCCUACUCCCUCUUCUUUGGCCGCUUCAAGUGCAAGGCGGUCAUCGCCAGCAACGACGCCAAUGAGGUGGUGGCCAAGCUCAGGCUGGUGCCCACUGGUGCCAAGUGUGGAGAGGAGAUGGUUUGCUAUGGUGGGCGCUGCCAGAAUCUCCUGGUCUAUGGCAACAAGAACUGCUCGGCCAAGUGCAACAACCAUGGGGUGUGCAACCACAAGCGGGAGUGCCACUGUGAGCCAGGCUGGGCAGCACCCUACUGCGAGCACCAGAUUUCGGGGAUGGUGGCGGGGAGCAGCAGCGUGGUGGUGGUGGCUGUGCUGGCUGUGCUGGCACUCUGCGGCAUCCUGCUGUGUGGUGGCAUCGUGCUCCUCAGAGGCAGGGGGACAACGCACUUGCAGAAAGGGAGGACCUCCAGCAGCCCCACCGCAGGCCUGGCCAACCCGCUGUUCCAGGAGGGCGGCCACACACGGCCCCCCCCGGAGGCCACUCUCCCACCGCGACAUCGGCCCCCCCAGCCUGCUCAGCAGCACGGUGGCCCCGCGGGGGACCCGGGCUCUUGCACCCUGCCGCCCGGCCCCAGAGCCACCGGCUCCAGUCCUGCAGGUGACAUCUCCAUCCUCUCCAGGACAGCCCCUGCAGGCGAAGCCAAAGCCACCCCGCAAGCCUCUCCCAGCACUGAAGAGCAAGGCACCAUGCUGUAGCGAGAGGCCACCAGGAGCAGCCGUAUCACCAUCCCCUGCCUUGGUCUUUCAGCGGGGCACCCCCCCGAAGGUGGCCCUGAAGCCCCCUGUGGCCAGGAGGUGACCAAGGAUGCUCCACCUGCUACCACAGCCAUGUCGCCGAGUGGCACAGCAGGGAGCUGCCGUCUCGCUUCCACCCUUACUUGAAUCCCUCUCCAAACCCUCCCCAGGAGGGCACCAGUGUUUACAGAUACUCGAGUUGUGCCUUAACAGACGUCAUAGCCCCAUGGCUGGCCCAGGGAGAGCCAUCAGCUGGGGCUUCCCGAGGACACCAGGAGCAGGGACAAUGCCAGCACUGGUUCCGAGGCUCUCCUGCACCCUGGGAGCUGCUGCCUUCUCUCCCGACAUCCUGAAUGUGUCCUGCUCCUCCUGUCCCUUCCCACUGCACCAUGGCCACUAAGCCCCAUGGCCACUGCCCCAGCUGGGGACAGUCACACUGGGGGUUGUGGCAGGUCCAAGCCAAGCUGGGGCUUCCCCACAGGGCUUUUAUCUCUGCACUUACCCCUUGAGUUACUGUUCCAAAAGGGAAUUUCUUGGGAGCCUUUUUACUGCAGCCGUUAACUUAUGACCCUGAUGUGACCAUUUUGUUGUGAAACCUCCCUGUUUUUUACAUUUCAGUUUAAAGGCUUUUGUACCAAUAAAGACUGAAGUAUCA
Strigops habroptila (Kakapo) is the source of this 3210-nucleotide messenger RNA. It is a transcript of the gene ADAM8, whose product is annotated as ADAM metallopeptidase domain 8. The coding region runs from base 78 to 2516 and encodes 812 amino acids. The transcript has 22 exons. Gene Ontology annotation, biological process: inflammatory response; proteolysis; positive regulation of cellular extravasation. NCBI's taxonomy places the organism in Eukaryota, Metazoa, Chordata, Aves, Psittaciformes, Psittacidae. The record is from RefSeq and is a predicted model, not a curated record. Gene Ontology annotation, molecular function: metalloendopeptidase activity; cell adhesion molecule binding.